UGAAAAGAGACGCCGGCGGAGGCCGCGGGCGAUGCCUGUCGAGGGAGAUGGCGGAGGGGGGCGGAGCCUCGCGGCCUGUGAUUCUGGAGGAUUACUUUAUGACAGAAGAAUUUCUGCUUGACAAAACAUCUGAAGAGGAUGAGAUUGACCUUUACAAUAAUCUGACCUUCACUUCGACAGCAUAUCUGGAAGAGAGUGAGACCAAAACCUUGGCUGCAGACCCAGUGGAAGCUCCUGUGAACGGACUUGAAGAAGUUGUGUCAGUAGGGGAAGAGGCAGGACAUUCAGAAACUGCAGAAGAACAGCUGAUGCUAGAAGAUGUUUUGGAAGACGAAAGCCACCACACUGAGCCACAGCUUGCUUAUGAGGCCACAGAAGAGAUGGGAGAGGAGGAGAUGGAUGUGGUUGAACAGGAGGAGGAGGAUCGUACAAGCAAGGAAGCAGAAGAACAGAACGACCUGGGAGACCCAGCAGUUAUGAAAGCCGUGCGUGGCCAGUUUGCCUCGGAGGCCAAAUGGGCUCCCAGGCCACGUCUGUUCCACAGGGCUUCUUUGUCACGAUUGUCCGACUGCCGCACCCCUUCUUUUGCCCCAUGGGAAAGUGUCUGGGGCGUGGCGGGAAAGGAGAAUCACACUGAGGCAGCUUCGAAAUCUGAUUUGUGGAACUCGGCUCUGAGACGUGCCUCGUCACGGUCUGCAGUGGAGCAGUCUCCCAUGAUGUCUGACUCUAUGCGAUCGCCGUAUCCAUUUACACUACCUCGCAGGACACGACGUGUGUUUAGCCUUAACCGGACCUCAGGCUAUGCCUCACCCUCCUUUAGACCCUUGUUUCCCAACGUCACUAGCCCAACCUGGCCUAUGACUCGCUCUCUUGAGCCUCUGUUCUUCAGCCCUUCGGCCAGUAGCCAACAUAAAUUCAGCUUGCCCACUGCCAUGACGCAGCUACACCCUCUGCAUCAGCGGAUCCUGACUCAAAGGCAACAGCGAGGGGGAGAGAAGAAGAGGAUCCCCUAUGUGGAACCGCAGCCUACCGGGACGGAUCCUUAUGAGGCACUUAUGACUUCACUGGAAAAGGACUGGGUGAUAAAAGUGCAAAUGAUGCAGCUGCAGAGUGAAAACCCUCAGAGGGAUGACUACUACUACCAGGAAUAUUAUCGCAAGCUGGAGCGUAAGCAGGCGCAGAAGGGUGGGCGCAAGCAUGAAGUCCCCAAGCUGAUUACCCCGUAUAUCCAGAAAGUGGAGACGUAUGAAUCGGUGGUGAGGAUCCCAGGCUCCUUGGGCCAGGUGGCGGUGUCCACAUGCUAUAGUCCUCGCAGGGCUAUUGAUGCUGUACAUCACAUCCCACUGGAGCAGGCUGUUGGGAAUCAGCGACUGCAGGUGCUGUAUCAGAUUGAGAAGAUGUACCUGCAGCUUUUGGAUAUCGAGGACAUUCAGCAGAAGCUGGUCCUGGCACCAGAGGAACAGCAUUCUCACUUCUGUGAGAAACUGGCUCACGAGGUGGGGCAUAUCUACCAAACUCUGAGAAUAGAGGGAUGCAACAAUGAUUGCAACAAUAAAGAGGAAGCUAAGGACGAGUUCCUGCAAAUUCUGCUGGUGGGGAAAGGGAAGCGGCUGGUGGCCCGUCUCUUGCCACACUUGUCCCAAGAGCAAGCCAAGCAGGUCCUUCUCACCAUCACACGACACUUGCCCUUCCUUAUUCAAAAGGACCUACUGGAUGAGACCCUGCCUGUUCUGUACAGCCCCCUCGGAGACGUUGUCGAACAGCUGACCUUCAGUGAGAUGGUCAACAUCCUUCAGGAGCUGACCAGACUGCAGCCAGAUUCUGUGAAGUAUUCGCUCAUGACAAUAUUUGGGAACAAGUUUGCUGUCUCUCUCCUGUAUUUGCUGCUGAGCCAUGGUGAGAGUUGUCUUUCUUCCAGCAUGCCCCUGGAACUUAACAGUGGAGACUUUGAGAAAUGGGUGGAUAUGGUGCUCCUUGUUGCUAAGGAGCUCUCCCAAGUGUCCAAAGACUCCAGGGUGGAGCCCCUUUAUCUGCCCAGCAAUCUUCUAUUUCUUUUCUGCCGCUAUGUGGACAAAGAGACAGUGAAUCGUUUGGAUGUCAAGAUGGAGUAAAGUAUGGAGAUGACCCUUAUUGUUGCCAAAAAAACUCCUUGGGUGCUUGGAGCCUACUCUGUUCCCUACAGAAGUGUGGGACUACCACUGCUAUUGACAUCUGCCUUUACCAUGAGAACUGAAACACAGUGGCUGGUUAUCAAAUAGGAUGCAUAAUUUAACUUCACAACCUUUUUCUUCUUCCUGGGGUUUAUUUCCCCUCCCCCUUAAGUGCUCUAUGCUGGUUUGUAGAUAGAUAAUACUGGCAGUAGGGAGCACAGAAUAUAGUUAACUUAUGGAGCCAGAGUCGGUGGACAAAUGGCUAGUUUGUACAGUAUAAAUUAAGACUGUUUGGUGU
This is a messenger RNA of Eublepharis macularius, 2448 nucleotides long. It is a transcript of the gene PATL2, whose product is annotated as PAT1 homolog 2. The transcript has 17 exons. The record is from RefSeq and is a predicted model, not a curated record. Gene Ontology annotation, cellular component: P-body. Lineage: Eukaryota; Metazoa; Chordata; Lepidosauria; Squamata; Eublepharidae. Bases 48 to 2111 code for a protein of 687 amino acids. Gene Ontology annotation, molecular function: RNA binding. Gene Ontology annotation, biological process: deadenylation-dependent decapping of nuclear-transcribed mRNA; P-body assembly.